AUGAACCUCUUGUCGUUCGAAUACACUGUCGGGGACGAAGUGUUAAGUCGAGUUCAAACGAUUCGAGAUCCAGCUCUGUCAUUCCAGAACCACUACGAAGACAUCAUAGACAAGGCUCGUCGUCAAUUGGGAUUUGUGAGCAAAUUGAGCAGAGAAUUCCGAGAUCCUUACACGCUGAGAUCCUUGUAUUCGUGCUUGGUUCGGCCGUUUCUAGAAACCGCUUCAUUAAUAUGGGACCCUUAUCGUAGCACUAUGGCUGCUCGCAUCGAAUCAAUUCAGGGAAGGUUCGUCAGAUUCGCCCUACGUCUCCUGCCAUGGAAUGAUCCGCUGAAUUUGCCACCGUACGAACAUCGAUGUCAGUUGAUAGGGUUGGAAACGCUGAAGCAAAGGCGGAAACGGGCUAAGGCAAUAUUCAUCGCUCGACUUCUUGUCCCCGAAAUUGAUGCUCCAAACGUACUUGCGCAAAUCGCCAUCAAUGUUCCUGGUUAUACUCUCCGUCGCUCUGACUUCCUUCGCCUGCCGUUCAGACGUCGAGACUACUCCCUCCACGAACCAAUACGUUCAAUGAUGGAAUGCUUCAACGAUGUUGCCCAUUUGUUUGAUUUUAAUAUCACGAUUAACGAAUUUAAGAGUAGAAUUAAGCGUUUCGUGUUCAGCUAG
Molecule: messenger RNA, 660 nt
Organism: Toxorhynchites rutilus septentrionalis
Lineage: Eukaryota; Metazoa; Arthropoda; Insecta; Diptera; Culicidae
Exons: 1
Coding region: 1-660 (219 amino acids)
Source: RefSeq, a predicted model, not a curated record